UAGACCAAGUCAAUCGUCGGGGUUUGUUUACGCUGUUACCCUAUGCUAUCGCUUGUUCGAUUUCAUAUGUUGCGGACGUUAUGUUUCACAUGAAGAAGGAGUUUUUGAAGUACUAAUUGGAAUUAAUGGAGGCGCCUCAGUUUCCUUCUCUACAGCCGAGAAUAGCCGAUCAGCCUUGGUUCAACAUUGACCGUCCUUGCGAUGAUGAAUCCGAGUUAACCCAGCUAGAAAAAGAACACCAGAGCGCGCUCACCAGCAUUGCGCAGAGGCACAGCGACCUUGUUCCGAUCGGGAAAACUGCAGCAGAAUUGCAGGAUGAAGAUGAAGAAGACGAUGAAGAUGACGACAAUGAAGACGACGAAAGUGAUAGCAAUGAGGAUGAAGACGAUGAGCUGGACGCAGACGACAUCAAUUAUGAUCAAGACUCACCGAUGUUCCAUUAGCUGCCAUUACAAGUGAUACGAAAUUAGGAAUAAAUUGUCAUAUUUUCUUUA
Messenger RNA from Dermacentor silvarum, 494 nucleotides. RefSeq names its product anaphase-promoting complex subunit 15B-like. The transcript is spliced from 4 exons. Gene Ontology annotation, cellular component: anaphase-promoting complex. Bases 126 to 443 code for a protein of 105 amino acids. Gene Ontology annotation, biological process: regulation of mitotic cell cycle spindle assembly checkpoint. NCBI's taxonomy places the organism in Eukaryota, Metazoa, Arthropoda, Arachnida, Ixodida, Ixodidae. The record is from RefSeq and is a predicted model, not a curated record.